UCCUCAGACAUGGAGAGCUGGUAGAAGCGCAGCAGCGGCCGCUCUCCCCCUCCUCGCUCCGGUGGAUGUUGGAUGUACCAUGCGGUCUCCGCGGCUCUGGGCAGCUCUGUGCCUCCUCCUCACCGCCUCCUGCCGGCUGUGCGCGGCCGCCCGACACGGUUGCUUGUUUGAGAAGAAACUGUGUCCCAGAGAUCAGCUGUGCAAUGAUGAUGGCUUGUUUGGACAGUGCCAAGCUCCUUAUCAGGAGCCCAUCCAGUAUCAGGUGUCUGUACCCGUCCUGCACAAACUGCAGGAAGUCCUCAAAGACCUGAUGGUUCAGGGUCUUAACUGGAAGGAUGACAUGACCCAGGCGAUCAUCAGCCAAGAGCUGAGCCACAUUCCCACCAUUGAAACCCGGUCUAAGCUUCAUGAGAAGUCACCCAAACUGUCCUCCAGGCUGCUGGGUCCAAGUCCUCAAAGGGUUCAGGGUCUCCAAGAUCAACCCGACCCCGAGACGAUGCAGCAGUAUGUGGACUACAUGGUACUCGACCCUUCCCGGUCUUCUGUCCACAUGCAGACACCCCUGCUGGACCCGUACACCUACCAUAAGCAGCAGUACGGCUACCAGGAGGAGGAGGAGCGCUCCCUCAACUCUCUGGACGAUAAUCCAGCCUUCCCGCUCCAUCCCUCCUCCUCUCGCUCCAGAUCUCGAGGAAGCCCUCUGGAUCGAGACCGGCAACUCCUCCAGGAUCUGGUGUCCUUUUACCUCACUUCUUCCUCCUCCUCUUCUUCUUCCUCCUCUUCCUCACCUGUUCAGUCGCUUCCCCGCCACAGAGGGGCGGUAGCAGCAGCAGCAGCAGGCCUCCCAUCCUCACUGUCCUCUUCAUCGUCUUCCUCCUUCUUCCCGGAGCUGGACUUCCCCCUGGACUAUGGUGAGGACUACACUUCCCAGGUUGGACAGCAGGAGCCAGCAGAGAAGAAGGCGCAGAAGGAAUACGACACCCUGUCGGGACUGGACGAGCGCUCGCUGCAGAGAUUGGCUCUGCUGCUGGAUCACUACGGCCUCGACAUGAAGGAUUUGUCCCCUGAGCAAAAAGAAGAUCUGCCAGCCGCUCUGAAGCAGCUGCAGCUGGAGAGCUCCUACGCCCAAGAACAGUCCAAAGAUAAAUAUGGGAACAAUGCUGCCACAGGAAAGAAGGUCACAGAGGGUUCAAUGGCCUAUAAAAUGUCCGCCCAGGAGGCUCCACCCUCCAACCCCGAGCCCCGAAAACCAGAGGCAGCCCAGAAGGAGGCGACGCCCACCACGGCAGCCAAUCGGGACAAACUAGGGAAGAAGGAUCCGGUGGGUCAGGUGGAGGAGUUUGGUUACGUCGUCACCAAUCAGAGCCUCCUCAGUCUGAACGACGGGGUGCGACUGCUGGAGCUGCUGUCGGAGAGGAUCGGUCUCUCCACCGACUCCUUCAUCGGCAUCAGUGUGGUCGGCCCUGCGAUCACCUUCAGGAUCAGACCCAACGCCAAGAACCUGACGGCCGCCGAUGUAGCCGACAAAGCCGUUGCAGAGAAGAACUUCCUGGAGUCUGAAACGGGCCUGAAGGUGCUGCAGAGCGGUGUUGGAGAGAGGAAUGAUGGCAAGUCUUUGCCCUUGGCGACCAGAGUCCAGCCCCGCUCUCGCUGGGUGUUUGCGAUGCUGGUGGCCAUGGCCUGCAUUGGUGGCAUCCUGGUGGCAGCCAUGACCAUCACCUGCCUGCGCCACCAUGCGCACCGACUGGCAGCAAAGAAACUGGGCCUGGGACCAGAGGGAGGCAGCUUCAGCCACCAGGAGUACCAGGACCUGUGUCGCCAGCACAUGGCCUCCAAGGGUGCCUUCGGACGCCUUGAAGCUGCUGCCCUGGGCGCUGUGGGAGGAGCAAGUGGAGGAAGUGGAAGUGGAGGAGGAGGAGGAGGUGUUGGGGGAGGCGCAGUGGGAGGCGGAAGUACGGACUCGAGGGUGAGCAGCGUUUCUUCCCAGUUCAGCGACGGAGCCCAGCCAAGCCCCAGCUCCCACAGCAGCACGCCGUCCUGGUGCGAGGAGCCGGCUCAGGCCAACAUGGACAUCUCUACAGGUCACAUGAUACUGGCUUAUAUGGAGGACCACUUGAGGAACAAGGACCGCCUGUUGAAAGAGUGGGAGGCUCUGUGUUCCUACCAGGCUGAGCCCAGCGCCGUCUCUGUGGCUCAGGGUGAUGCCAAUGCGAAGAAGAACCGCUGCCCUGACUCGGUGCCCUACGACCACUCGAGGGUAAAGCUGAAGGCAGAGAUCAACCCUUCACGGUCGGACUACAUCAAUGCCAGCACUAUAAUCGAGCACGACCCCCGAAUGCCAGCCUACAUCGCCACCCAGGGCCCGCUGUCUCACACCAUCUCUGACUUCUGGCAGAUGGUGUGGGAGAAUGGCUGCACUGUGAUCGUGAUGAUGACGGCUCUGGUGGAGGAUGGAGAGAAACAGUGUGAUCGCUACUGGCCUGACGAAGGCUCGUCCCUCUACCACAUCUAUGAGGUGAACUUGGUGUCGGAGCACAUCUGGUGUAAUGACUUCCUGGUGCGCAGUUUCUACCUGAAGAACGUGCAGACGCAGGAGACCCGGACACUCACUCAGUUCCACUUCCUCAGCUGGCCGGCUCAGGGUAUCCCUACCUCUACACGCCCCCUGCUGGACUUCCGCAGGAAGGUGAAUAAGUGCUACCGAGGACGAUCCUGCCCCAUCAUCGUGCACUGCAGUGACGGUACUGGUCGGACUGGGACUUACAUCCUGAUUGACAUGGUUCUGAAUCGCAUGGCUAAGGGCGUUAAAGAGAUCGACAUCGCCGCCACACUGGAGCACGUCCGAGAUCAGAGGCCUGGGAUGGUCCGCACCAAGGACCAGUUUGAGUUUGCGCUGACAGCAGUCGCUGAGGAGGUCAACGCCAUCCUCAAAGCUCUGCCCCAGUGA
Messenger RNA from Archocentrus centrarchus (flier cichlid), 2947 nucleotides. RefSeq names its product protein tyrosine phosphatase receptor type Nb (gene ptprnb). The record is from RefSeq and is a predicted model, not a curated record. Gene Ontology annotation, biological process: protein dephosphorylation; regulation of secretion; insulin secretion involved in cellular response to glucose stimulus. The transcript has 23 exons. Lineage: Eukaryota; Metazoa; Chordata; Actinopteri; Cichliformes; Cichlidae. Gene Ontology annotation, cellular component: secretory granule; synapse. The coding region runs from base 80 to 2947 and encodes 955 amino acids. Gene Ontology annotation, molecular function: protein tyrosine phosphatase activity.